Diceros bicornis minor is the source of this 1589-nucleotide messenger RNA. RefSeq names its product pyrimidinergic receptor P2Y6 (gene P2RY6). The record is from RefSeq and is a predicted model, not a curated record. The transcript is spliced from 4 exons. Lineage: Eukaryota; Metazoa; Chordata; Mammalia; Perissodactyla; Rhinocerotidae. Gene Ontology annotation, cellular component: plasma membrane. The coding region runs from base 211 to 1197 and encodes 328 amino acids. Gene Ontology annotation, molecular function: G protein-coupled UTP receptor activity; G protein-coupled ADP receptor activity; G protein-coupled UDP receptor activity. Gene Ontology annotation, biological process: cellular response to pyrimidine ribonucleotide; G protein-coupled receptor signaling pathway.
CUGCAGCCACCACCGACGCUGCGCCUCGGUUCGCGGGUUCGCCUCCCAGGUCCAUUGGAUUUAAGUUGUGAAUUCUCCCUGGAUACCAGUAAAUGUGGAAAUGCCGAUUUGGAGAUAAGAAGACUGCAGCCAAAAGAAGGACCAUGGCUUUGGAAGGUGGAGUCCAGGCUGAGGAGCCUCUCUGGAGGUAGGAAGCCGGGUCAGGCAGCCAUGGAGUGGAACAAUGGCACAAGCCAGGCUGCGGGCUCACCGCCCACCACCUGCGUCUACCAAGAGAACUUCAAGCGACUCCUGCUGCCACCUGUGUACUCGGUGGUGCUGGCAGCUGGCCUGCCGCUGAAUGCCUGUGUCAUUGCCCAGAUUUUCACGUCCCACCGGGCCCUGACCCGCACAGCCGUGUACACUUUGAACCUGGCCCUGGCUGACCUGCUGUACGCCUGCUCUCUGCCCCUGCUCAUCUACAACUAUGCCCAAGGUGACCACUGGCCCUUCGGCGACCUUGCCUGCCGCCUAGUCCGUUUCCUCUUCUACGCCAACCUGCACGGCAGCAUCUUCUUCCUCACGUGUAUCAGCUUCCAGCGCUACCUGGGCAUCUGCUACCCUCUGGCCCUCUGGCACAAGCGUGGGGGCCGCCGGGCUGCCUGGAUAGUGUGUGGGGCCGUGUGGCUGGCCGUGACGACCCAGUGCUUGCCCACAGCCUUCUUUGCUGCCACAGGCAUCCAACGGAACCGGACCGUCUGCUACGACCUGAGCCCGCCCGCCCUGGCCAGCCACUACAUGCCCUACGGCAUGGCCCUCACCGUCAUCGGCUUCCUGCUGCCCUUUGCCUCCCUGCUGGCCUGCUACUGCCGCCUGGCCCGCCGUCUGUGCCGCCAGGACGGCCCAGCAGAGCCUGUGGCCCGGGAGCGGCGUGGCAAGGCGGCCCGCAUGGCUGUGGUGGUGGCAGCCACCUUUGCCAUCAGCUUCCUGCCUUUCCACGUCACCAAGACAGCCUACCUGGUGGUGCGCUCUACGCCUGGCGUCCCCUGCCCCGUGCUGGAGGCCUUUGCAGCCGCCUACAAAGGCACGCGGCCCUUCGCCAGUGCCAACAGUGUGCUGGAUCCCAUCCUCUUCUACUUCACCCAGAAGAAGUUCCGCCGGAGGCCGCAUGAGCUGCUACAGAAACUCACAGCCAAGUGGCAGCGGCAGGGUCGCUGAGUCCACUAGGGCAGGACGCCUGGGACCUGGGCAGCCAUCGUGUUUGCCAUUGUGGCCGGGGUACCAGAAGCCCCAUCAACCCCAAACUAUGCAGAGAAUUAGAGCUUAGCUCAGCUGGGAAUGGAGUGAGGUCCCCCACAGACCCCAAAAUCUCACCAACAAUUAUUUAUUGAGCCCUUUCUCUGGACCAGGCCCUGUGGGCACAGAGACAGACAGGCCUGGGCCUAGCUCUCCAGAAGGUCCCAGUCAACCAUGGAGAGUUGGGGAAGCCAUGUCAAGUUGCUCACAAAAAUAUAGUGUGACAUGUACUGUCAUGGAGGAGUAUGCUGCACGCAUUGGAGUCACCAAUGAAGGGAGUGAGGGAAGAUGAGAGGGGGCAGUGAGAGCUUCUG